CAUCCAUCGCAUACAUGGAUUAUCGAAUAAGAUGGAUUCGCGACAGAGUAUUGAAGUUUCUCGGGCUGACCGAUCAGGAACAUCUUUUCGACAAUCUUAUAAAUGCGAAUAACCGAUACUUCGAAGACAAGCUACUUAACUUUCUUAUAUUAGAUUUGUAUGGAGUGACGGAUCUGGAGAAAAAACUGAUUUUCUUCUACAAAACUUACGUCAGUGAAGUAUUUCAGGAGGAGGUCUCAGUGUGGGAGGAAAGUCAGCGUGCAAAAAUAACAGCAUUGACAGCAUUUACGUCAAAGAGCAGAAGGUUAACAAAAAGUGCUCCUGGAAAAGUGGAUGAUGACAAGAAAAAAAAGGAUAAGAAGUUUGCGAGAAAAGUUAAAAAAGUCAAAGCCUUGACCGGCAAAGUGAGUCCGGUUACUAGUCGCAUGGAAAUGAGCACUAGUACUUUGCAUACUCCUAGUAUACCAGAAUCCAGCGAGGAGGAAGAAGAAGAUGAAAACGAAGGAGAGCAGAACGGCAGCCGUGAUCUUUCUGCUUCUUCUAGAAAAAAGGGAGAGCCGAAAAGUGCUCCUACUGAUAGCCCCGCAUUUGCACCACCGCCUGGAGAAGAAGAUAAAUACAUUCUAACUAAGAAAUUGGUGGAGAAAGUUUGUCAGGUACCAGUGCUUCACAUGAUAUGCGGCCAAAUAGACGGCAACAGAACUGAUCUGCAGGACAUCACGUUCUUCUACUUCAUGCGCACCAGUGAUGAGGGCAUACCUUCUUUCGAUACCUACGAAGAGUGCCUCAAUGAGAUCACGAAUUACGUGGUGGUCGGCUCGCUCAACAGCAGAUUCCUGGCUUCCUUGAAUAAAAUACUGGUUCAUGUAUUUAAGCCAUUGGUGGAAAAUCAAUUCAGAGGACCGGAUUCUUGCGAGCCAUUGCAGAUUGAUGAAAAAAGAAAGAAGGUGGACGUCGAAGCAAAACCGAUGCUGAAGCGACCAUCCGUUUUUAUGAGACCAUCCAUAUUAAUAUCUAAGCAAGAUCUGCCCGCGAGAGGAAAGAGGAACGAUGAAGAAACAAUCUCACAGGAUGAUAGCUCCAGAGGCAGAAAACUGAAGCCAAGUUUGAGAAGCAAAAGAUCCGAUUUAUCUACAUCAGAGUUAAGCAGAUCGACCAGUUUAAGGGAAACGAGAAAACAGCCAAUAAUCGAUCAAAUCAAGAAAGAUAUUUUAGAUUAUCUCGAUAAUAUAAUCGAGAGCGCAGAAUUGACAUUGGAGCAUAUCGAAGGCGAUAUUUUGCUGACAAUGCCGAAAAUUCCAGAGCUCAACGAUCCUACAAUAACAGAUGAUAUGUUGCUGAAGAAUAAGGACAUCGUCGAACAAAUGGAAGAAAUAAUUAUGUCGUGGGAGAAACAUAUACAGAAGAUAAUGGAGUUAUACGUGAGCAAAGCAUUUCCGGGAAAAGGACCACUAGCAGAGUACCAACACUGGCAAGAUUGCGAGAUCGGAUUAACAAUGUUGGUUGAACAAUUGAAAAUGCCUUUCGUCAAAAGAAUCUUCGAUCUUCUGGAACAAAUACACUCGCCAAUUGCUUCGAGUUUUCAAUAUUUUCGAACCGAAUUAUGGAAACACUAUGUGGAAGCCAGAGAUAAUAAUAAAUUUAUUCAAACUCUGAUGAGAUACUUCAAGUUGAUUACCGAAUCGGAUUCGUUCGAAUCUAUAGCAGAGUGCAUACCUUCGUUGAUGGAGGGACUGCGAAUGCUCUGGGUGUUAUCUAGUUAUUAUUGCCGCGAGGAGAAAAUAAUGCUGCUGAUGGACCGGAUAUCAUGGCAACUCUGCGAAAACGUCAGGCAUAAUCUGGCUAUCGUCUUACUGUUCAAAAAGCCUCUAGAAGAGAUCCUAAAACAGACAAGCGCAGCCAGCGCGAUGCUGAAACAGUGGAGACAAUCAUACUUGAGGACCCGAUUGGAUAUCGAACUGUCGGGAAAAGGAAAUCGUUGGGAAUUCGAUCAAAAACGCCUCUUUCAGAAUACGAAGUACAUUGCUGAAGUGUGCAACGAUCUGUACAAAAUUGCUGGCGUCCUGCAGGACUUCUACAACAUCUUUGGACCCGAUCUCAAGUCUAUCAUAAACGAUCCGGCGCAAAUCGACGCUGUGGUGAAGCGAGUGGACGCGCUGGUGGUCCCGAUCGAGGAGGCUGACUUCGACAUCUUCAACGUAUUCAACAAGGAGAAUUGGGAGGCCAUGACCGCAUGGUUCUACGAGCAGGUGUCUUAUCUGGAGGAUCAGGCCAAAUUUUACAUCGACGAAUGCUUUACGGUGCUGAUCAACGCUGAGAAUGCGCUAGAGAUGUUGCUCAAGUUCAAGAGCAUAAAGACCCGUGCUGCCAUUCAACAGCAACUGCUACGAAAAUUCGAUAUGAUUAUGCAACAGUUUAGCAAAGAGGUCAACAUCGUGGAAAACAUAUAUCAUCGCGGCAAACGGCAUCCGCCGUUGCUGACGUAUCAUCCGCCGAUGGCGGGAGCAAUUUUCUGGGUGAGGCAGCUGUUCCACAGACUGCGUAGGCCGGUGCUGAUCUUCCAGGAAGUGCGCGAGCUGAAGCACAACGAAUUAAAGCUUCUCGCGUUCAGCCAAUACUUCGAACUCGCGAAGCAGCUGAAGGAGUUCGAGAAGGCCAAGUUCAACAUGUGGCUUGAGAAGGCGUUACCGAUAAUAACUACCAUCAUGAAGAAGAGCGUAUUGAGGAUGGUUCGCAUCGAAUGGGAUACUGCAGCUACUCUGACCUUCCCGGAUGAGCAACAAGCCAAAGAUCAACAAGCCAAAGAUCUUCAAUUAGUGCAAUUUAUGUCGAAGACGAAGGCCAAAAACAUGGGUUCCAUUCUAUCAACCCCACAUGAAUCACUAGUAAGACAUGACGGCAUAAUAUCGAAAGCUAAUGCGGAGAUCGAGAGUAUUGCAGACUCUAGAAUCAUCUCUAUGGGUCAGCCGGAAGGGAAGAUCGAUGUCAGAGUAUCAUCAUUGAAAGAAGCAGGCAAAAGCUCCACCGUGUCCUCUGAUAAACACGAUACUCGUGCGAAGAUCACUUGGAAGGAGUUUAUGAGCGGCGCUAUUCUGCUAGAGUGCCAGCUACGCUUUCAGGUCAACUUCGAUUGGGACGUUUUCGAGGUGAUUAGAGAGGCGGAAUUGAUGGAACAGCUAGGCUUCGAGUUGCCCGCGACUAUCAGAGACGUCGGCAUUCAAAAGACCCGGCUGAGGACGGAUCUCGACGCCAUCGAGAAGAUGAUCGGGCAAUACAACAAUAUCCUAAAGACAUUAGACAAAGCGGAUGUGCAAUUGCUGAAGCAAACCUUGCAGGAUGUCGAGAAGCACAUUCAACCUGGCGUCACGCGAUUCAGUUGGAACUCUUUGAGCAUCUCGGAUUAUGCAGCAACCUGUAAUAGAAUAUUGAAGAACUUGGUUUCCACCAUCAACCAAGUUGAACAGAUAAAAAAGGAGCUCGACAAUAGAAUCGAUUCUGAACUGGAAUCAUAUCAUCUGUUCUCUAUAAAGAAAGAAAUCGCUGAAUCAGAGAUCCUCUUACCGUGCAAGGUAUAUUUGCAGACCUAUUUUAUGGAAAUAAAAAAUCGAAGAUCCGAACUGGUAUCGUUGAUAUUAAAGGCAUACCAGUCAAUAAGUCCGAUGCUUAUAAAACUGGAAAGUUUGGUGCUAGGUACUGCCACCGGUAAAAGCCCGGCCAUGCAACUUUUGUAUGAAAAGUAUGAGAAGAAAAUCUUCACUGCUUUUAUAAUGUGCAUGGUAAGAAACAUGGAGGUUCUGAACAAAAUGUUAAACAGAACUAAGCCGAUCUUUCAAGUAGAUGCGAUAUUGAUAGCGUCCGAGGUAAUAUUACGCCCGUCACCCGGUGAGAUCUACAACAUCAUCUGUCAGGACGUGCGAGAUCUAUUGGAAAGAUUAAAAGGAUUCUCGAGAUGGAUGAAUGGAACUUGCUUGGAAUGUGAACCACAGAAAAAGGAAUUUUCGGAGGAUUUGAUUCUUUUCAGUUUCUUCGAGGACGUGAUGAGUGUCCGGAUAAUUAAUGAACUCAUAAAGAUAGUUCAGGACACGGCGUACAGAAUUUCGACGGAAUGCUGCCGAUAUUUGUACAGAUGGAAGAAAUACAGCAAUUUAUGGUCGUUUGAUAAGAAUCUCGUUUGUGAGAAAUUCGUGGCGACGAAACCCACGCUUGUACAAUACGAUGAAAAAUUCACGUUUUACGAAAGCAUUUUGGAGGAACUCGAAGAUAUGUCAUCUUACUUCGACAUAAGCAGUGUACGGCUCAACUUGACACCGCUCUUAUCGAGCAUCGAGAGUCAAGCGAAAGAGUGGAAACAGGUUUUAGGGAAUUAUCUUCUGUCCGAUACUGUCCAGGCUAUGAAUCAGUUAAAAGCUCAGAUCGAGAUCUUUCGCAGCGAGAUCGAGCUGGUGGUUACCGGAUUGGAUCGUUUCAUGUCGAUCAUGCAAGCGAUCACCGACGUGAGAAAUAUGGCGAUCCAAGCUGAAGUGCAAUACCUGUCUUAUCAGGAAUGUUUUCGCACAAUGCGCACUCAUGCGAUUGCGUUCUCUCCAUCGGACGAAGCGAUGGCGUACGAAUUACAACGUAAAUGGGAAUCCUUGUAUCUUGGAGCGUUUUAUAGAGCCUCGACCCUGGAAAGCACCAUCGAAAAAUUUGCCGAAAUGAUUGAGGAUCAAAUUCGACAGUUCUUAGGUGAAACUGGGAAAUUUGCCGAAGAUUUUGAGACGCAUGGUCCCGGAAGCACCGGGGAUGACCUAGAGCUUGGACUGAAGAAAAUGGAUGAAUAUGGUAAACUGAUCAACAAAUACGAAGAAAGACGCUCGAAUCUAAUAAAGUACGAGACCCUGUUCGAUCUGCCGCCUACCGAUUAUUCAGUUUUUCUGAAAGUCAAGACAGAAUACGAGAACAUGGAGAUGUUAUAUGAUCUCUAUAAAAAGCAGAGUAACGCACGAGAGAUCUGGGCGAAGACUCUCUGGGUGAACUUGAAUCCCCAGCAGCUCAUCGAGGGUAUGGAACACUUCAUGAGAGAGCUCCGACAACUGCCCAAGUCCAUCAGAGAUAUGAACGUCGGCCGUGCCUUGAACGCCAAUAUGAAAAACUUCAAGAAUUCAGUGCCGCUCUUCAUCGAGCUGAAGAACGAGGCUAUGCGCGAGAGACACUGGCAAGAGCUGAUGAAAAGAACCGGACAAUAUUUCGAUAUGGACCCGGACAGAUUUACCUUAGAAAAUAUGUUCGCUAUGGAGCUAGGAAAGUAUCAAGACAUCGCUCAAGAUAUUGUAAUGAAUGCCGUGAAGGAGCUUGCGAUAGAAAGAGGCGUGAAAGAAGUGGGGGAAGUAUGGAAGUCUAUGGAAUUCAAUCUCGUGAAACACUAUAAAGGUAUGGAGGAUCGUGGUUUUAUUCUUGGCCCACUCGACGAAUUGAAUCUGGUACUCGAGGACAACAUGCUGACCGUGCACAGCAUGGCGGCUUCGCAAUUUAUCGGACCGUUUCUCAACGUCGUUCAGAAAUGGGAACACACGAUGCACACGAUCUCCGAAGUUCUAGAGGUGUGGGUGGAACUGCAGCGAAAGUGGCUAUAUCUCGAGGGCAUCUUCGUGGGCGGCGACAUCCGGCUUCAGUUACCGGAUGAAACGAAAAGAUUUGACGACAUUGAUCAAGCCUUCAAGAAGAUCAUGACUGACACGUCGAAGAGACGCAAUGUCUUAGAAUGUUGCACGAUUUAUGGCCGAAAAGAUGAAUUCGAAGCCAUGAUUGCGAUCCUCGAGAAGUGCCAAAAAUCUCUUACGGAAUACCUGCGCAGCAAACGCAUUGUAUUCCCGAGAUUCAACUUUAUAAGCGACGAUGAACUGCUGAGCAUUCUCGGUAACAGUAAUCCCACUAUCAUCCAGGAACAUGUUGGAAAGAUGUUCGAUAAUCUCGAUAAGUUCAAACUGGUGCCUGACAGCUCAGACAGACUGAUGGUGACGGCUCUCAUAUCUUGCGAGAGGGAAAUUAUGGAAUUUAGGAAUCCCGUGACUACAGAACAGAACAUUGAAAUCUGGAUGGGUCUUGCUCUCGAGGAAAUGAAGAGAUCGAAUCGAUACUUGACGAAGAAAGCGGUCUACAAUUAUGGCAAGGAACGAAGACCGAGAACGGAAUGGCUACUUGAAUUUCAAGGAAUGAUGGUUCUCACAGCCAAUCAGAUAUGGUGGACCGCGAAGGUCGAAAAUGUUUUCGAUAAGAUAUCCCAGGGGAAUAAACGGGCUAUGAAGGAGUAUUUACAACAACUCAACGACCAAUUAAACGAAGUGGUGACAUUAAUGGGUAGUGAUACGCUCACGAGCAACGAUAGAAAGAAGAUUGACAUGGUUCUAACAAUCGACGUGCACAUUCGGGACAUUAUCGAGAACUUUGUUAGGGACAGCAUUAUAGAUCCCACGGAAUUUGAAUGGGAAAGUCAAUUGAGAUUUUACUGGGUUCAUGAUCUGGAUAAUGUAUGGAUGAAUCAAUGUACAGGCACUUUCGAAUACGGUUACGAGUACAUGGGCCUUAAUGGCAGAUUGGUUAUUACGCCUCUGACAGACAGGAUAUAUCUCACAAUCACGCAAGCUCUUUCGAUGCACUUAGGCGGUUCUCCAGCGGGUCCUGCUGGAACCGGCAAGACUGAGACAGUCAAGGAUUUAGCGAAAGUCCUGGGUCUCUUAUGUGUUGUCACUAAUUGUGGAGAAGGGAUGGAUUUUAUUGCGAUCGGCAAGACUCUAGGUGGUCUGGCUCAAUGCGGGGCAUGGGGUUGCUUCGACGAAUUCAAUCGUAUCGAUACCUCUGUUCUCUCGGUUAUCUCGACCCAGUUGCAAACUAUACGUUCGGCAUUACAAGUUAAAGCUCAAAGAUUUACGUUCGAAGGCCAAGACAUCGUGCUGGACUCGAAAGUGGGAAUUUUCAUCACCAUGAAUCCAGGAUAUGCCGGUCGUACGGAGCUACCGGAAUCCGUCAAGGCCUUCUUCAGACCGGUGGUCUGCGUAGUACCGGACAACGAACUGAUCUGUCAGAUUAAGCUCUUCAGCGCCGGUUUUCUGAUGGCGAAGCAGCUCGCCAAGAAAAUGACAGUUCUCUAUAAGCUCGCGAGCGAGCAGCUGAGCAAACAGACGCACUAUGACUUUGGCUUGAGGGCCCUCAAGUCCGUCCUCAUCAUGGCCGGUCAGCUAAAAAGAAUUUCCGAUGAUUUACCCGAGAACGUUGUCCUGAUGAGAGCUCUCAGAGACAUGAAUUUACCAAAGUUCGUGUACGAUGACGUGCCGCUCUUUCUGGAUUUGAUUAAGGAUCUCUUUCCGGAUUUGGAUUGCCCCAGAGUGCAUUAUCCAGACUUUAAUGAGGCGGUUGAGGCAGUACUGGAAGUGCAUGGAUACAUCGUCUUGCCUGAGCAAGUUGACAAAGUCAUUCAAUUAUACGAAGUGAUGAUGACCAGGCAUUCAACGAUGCUCAUUGGCCCUACUGGUGGCGGUAAGACGGUAAUAAUCGAAACGCUAUGCAAGGCACAGACGCGUCUCGGGAAACCCACGAAACUGUACAUUCUGAAUCCCAAAGCUUGCACCGUCAUUGAAUUGUACGGAACAUUAGAGCCUACGACGCGUGAUUGGACGGACGGCCUCUUGAGCAGCAUCUUUCGCGAAAUCAACCGACCCUUAGAUUCUGGCAAGGACGAACGCAAAUAUAUACUCUUCGAUGGUGACGUCGAUGCAUUAUGGGUCGAAAACAUGAACUCGGUUAUGGAUGACAACAAGUUGCUGACUCUGGCUAAUCAAGAGAGAAUCAAAAUGCAGAAUCAUUGCAGUCUGCUCUUCGAGGUAGGCGACUUGCAAUACGCCUCACCUGCGACAGUGUCGAGAGCAGGUAUGGUUUACGUUGACCCGAAGAACCUAAGAUAUCAGCCAUAUAUGGACAAAUGGAUACAAGCCAAGAGCAAAGCAGACCAAGAUUUUUUUCGCGGAAUGUGCGACAAAUACGUACACGGUUCGCUCAAGCUCAUUAUCGAAGGAAUGCUAGGCCUUCAGGCAAUCGAACCGCUUCGGAUGAUCAUACCACAAACUGACCUCAAUAUGGUAAUUCAACUCUGCUACGUGUUUGAUGGCUUGCUGUCAUUAUUGAAAGACGAAUCGGUGGAUAAAAAAUCCACGGAAGUCCCUCAAGAAAAAGAGGAUAGUUCGCUAACGGCAAAAGAAGAACUCCUGGAGGCGAUGUACAUUCAAGCGUGUUAUUGGUCCUUUGGCGCGUCUAUUGUCGACGACGCGCGCCUCAAAUUCGAUGAAUACAUAAAGAAAAUUUCUGGACUUAUACUAGUCCAAGAUACACCUAUCAAGCUGGCAACCACUAGAUAUAUACCCGUAUCAUUUCCAACUAUGUACGAUUAUGUAUUGGAUGUGAAGAGGAAAGUUUGGAUGGCGUGGAAAUGGUUGGUACCGACAUAUCUCCAUGAUAGACAAAAAUUCUUUACGGAUAUCCUGGUGCAAACUAUCGACACUUUGCGUACUACGUGGUUUGUGGAUCUUAUGAACAAUCUGCAGAGACCGGUAUUAUUGAUCGGAGAAACUGGCACCUCGAAAACGGCCAUAAUUCAUGAGUUUCUGAGAAACUUGCAACCCGACAAAUACGAGCAGCUCCUACUUAACUUCUCAUCGAGAACCACUUCGAUGGACGUGCAGAGGAAUAUCGAAUCGGUAGUGGAGAAAAGAUCGAGAGAAAUAUUUGGACCGCCGCCCGGAAAAAAAUUAGUCGUCUUCAUCGACGACAUGAACAUGCCAAUUGUGGACACUUAUGGAACCCAGCAACCCAUUGCUUUUCUUAAAUUGCUCUUCGAAAGAGGUGGCUUUUACGAUCGCGGACGCGAUCUGACCUGGAAAUAUAUGAAAGACAUUUAUUAUUUAGCUGCCAUGGGAGAGCCUGGUGGCGGCAGGAACGAAGUCGAUCCGCGAUUUAUCUCGAUGUUCUCAGUUUACAAUGUGACUUUCCCAUCGAGCGAGACUCUCAAUUAUAUUUACACCAGUAUCUUGUCCGGUCACCUGCAAACGUUUCCUGAAGAAGUACAAUCUAUCGCAAACGGACUCGUGCAAUUGAUGUUGGAACUUUACGAGGUAAUUUUAAAAGAACUCCUACCAACGCCGUCCAAGUUCCAUUAUAUUUUCAACAUGCGUGACCUUUCGAGGAUCAUGGCUGGUCUGCUUCAGAGUCAUUCUAACUUCUAUCCUAGCGUAAAACAAUUCGUUAGACUCUGGAGGAACGAGAUCACCAGAGUUAUGUGCGAUCGUCUCAUUAGCGUCCAAGAUGAAAGUUUGAUCAUCGAUCAGUUAAAGGAGAAGAUACAGAAUUAUUGGGAAUUAGAGCCAGAAGUGAUUCAGUAUAGUUUACGAGACCCGAUGCUUUAUGGCGAUUUCAGAAACGCUUGCAACGAGGACGAGCCUAGAUUUUACGAGGAUCUGCUAGACUACGAAGCGGUCUACAGCUUGUUCUUGGAAAUUUUCGAUGAAUAUAACGAAAGGACCAGAGCCAAGCUACACAUGGUUCUCUUUAACGACGCGCUCGAGCACCUUACCAGAGUGCACCGUGCACUUCGGAUGCACCGAGGACACGUGCUUAUCGUUGGUACCGGUGGCAGUGGUAAAAAAUCCGUGAUAAAAUUAGCGUCCUUCGCCGCCGGUUAUCAGCUCUUCCAGAUCGUCCUGAGUCGCGGUUACAACGAGAUGUUCUUCCGCGAGGACAUGAAGAGUCUGUACAACAUGGUCGGCGUGGAGAACAAAAGAGUCGUGUUCAUGUUUACGUGCGCUCACAUUAAGGACGAGGGCUUCCUCGAGCUGGUGAACAACAUGCUGACAAGUUCCGUGCCGGCUCUCUUCAACGACGAAGAGAGGGAUGCGAUUGUCACUUCCUGCAGAGACGCGGCGGUUAUGGCCGGUUUCGACAUCGCAAAAAAGAGCGUCUGGUCGUACUUUGUCAAGACGUGCAUCGCGAAUCUGCGAAUAGCGCUGGCGAUGAGCCCAUCGGGCGACGCUUUGCGAAUACGAUGCCGCAAUUAUCCGGGUUUGAUCAACAACACCACCGUGGAUUGGAUGUCUCCGUGGCCGCAACAGGCCUUGGUUGCCGUGGCGAACGUUCUCCUCAGAGACAAUCCGAUCGUGCCACAGGAACACAGGGAGGCAAUUGUAAAUCACAUCGUGUAUGUACACACAUCAGUAUUACAAUACACGGUAGACUUCGCGACGAAGCUGAGGAGACGAAAUUACGUUACGCCGAGACAUUUCCUGGAUUUCAUCAACACUUACCUCAAACUACUGACGGAGAAGAAAAACUUUAUAAAUUCACACCGCGCGCGUCUUUCCGGAGGAUUGCAGAAAAUCGCAGAGGCUUCCGUGACUCUGAUUGAACUGAACAAAAUUCUGGCCGUGCAAAGGACCAAAGUGGCCGACCAAACGAAGAACUGUGAGCAGUUGCUCGCGUCCAUCGGCGAAAGCACGGAUAUCGCGAUGGAGAAGAAGAACCUGAGCGAGGAGAAAAGGAAAGAAAUCGAGGACAAGAAAAAGAUGAUCACCAAGGAGGAAACAGAGGCCAAGAAGACAUUAGCCGAGGCUCAACCGGCUCUCGACGCGGCCAGACUCGCACUGGGCGAACUCGACAAAGCUGAUAUCACGGAGAUCAGAUCUUUUGUGACGCCACCCGAACCGGUGCAAAUCGUUUCGGAAUGCGUCGCGAUGCUUUGUGGUGUCAAGGAUGUGUCCUGGAAAGGAGCUAAAGGAAUGAUGAGCGACCCGGGAUUCGUGAGGAGCUUGCAGGAAAUGAACUGUGAUCAAAUCACUAUAAAACAGCAGCAAGCAGUUCAAACGCACUUGAAGAAGACGGACAAACUAGAUCAAAUGCAGGUCAUCAGCAAAGCAGGAUACGGCUUGUACAAAUUUGUCCUCGCUGUUUUGGAUUAUUGCGCCGUUUAUAAAGAGGUGAAGCCGAAGAUGGAUAGAGUCCAAAUGCUCGAAACAGAGUCCCAAAAAAUUAGACGUGCGUUAGAAAAAGAAGAACGAGAGUUAAAACGAUUAGAAAAAACGAUCGAGGAGCUGAAUGCGAAAUACGACAUAGCGAUGACCGAACGACAGAAACUGCAGGACGAGACAGAUCUGCUGCAGCGACGCCUGUUGGCCGCCGAUAAGCUUAUUUCUGGAUUGUCUUCCGAGAACGAACGUUGGCAAAAGGAUCUAGUGGGUUUGCACGAUGAUUUAGAGAAGAUUACCGGAAAUUGCUUGUUUGGAGCGGCAUUCCUCGCCUAUAGUGGUCCGUUUUCCUACGAAUUCAGGAAUGAAAUGUACAGCGACUGGAAGAGAAGCAUUUUGGAAAAAGACCUACCUCUGUCGAUGCCCUUUAAGCUCGAAACCCAACUGAGCGAUGACGUUGAAAUUAGCACCUGGAACUCGGAAGGUCUUCCACCGGACGAGCUGUCCGUGCAAAAUGGCAUAUUGACCAUGAAAGCAUCCAGAUUUCCGUUUUGCAUCGAUCCACAGCAACAAGCGCUGAAUUGGAUCAAGAAGAGAGAGCAGAAGAAGAAUCUGAAGAUCCUCUCCUUUACAGACACGGAUUUCCUGAAGCAAAUAGAACUGGCGAUCCAAUAUGGUUUACCAGUACUUGUGCAGGAUGUCGACGAGAUCGACCCCAUCUUGAACAACGUUUUAUCAAAAAAUAUUCAAAUCGUUGCAGGACGAACUUUUGUCAUUCUCGGUGAUAAGGAGAUAGAUUAUGAUCCAAGAUUUCGUGUAUAUUUGACAACCAGAAUGACCAAUCCGAUGUUGGAUGCAGCCGUGUAUGCCAAAGCGAUUGUUAUCAAUUAUAUGGUUACCACAGCAGGCUUGGAAAACCAACUCUUAUCAGUUGUCGUGAGAGUCGAAAGGCCGGAUAUCGAGGAGCAACGGGAGACGUUGAUUCUGGAAACGAGCGAGAACAAGAAUUUGCUGCAACAAUUGGAGGACAGUCUUCUGCGCGAAAUCGCCGCUGAUCAAGGCAACAUGCUGGACAACAUCGACCUGAUCGAGACUCUGGAGAACAUCAAGUCUAGAGCUAACGAGGUGAUGACGAAGCUGUUCCUCGCGGAGGUCACCUCGGCUGACAUAGACAAACUUCGCGAAGGCUAUCGUCCGGUGGCAGAACGAGGAGCUAUCCUGUUUUCAGUAUUAGCCGAUAUGGCUACCGUGAACGCCAUGUACCAGUAUUCUCUGAUCAGCUACGUCGAAGUGUUUAUCCAUUCACUCAAGAGAUCGCUGCCGGAUCCAGUGCUCGUCAAACGAUUGCAGAAUAUUAUUCCGAUGUUGACAAAGAACGUGUAUGAUUACGGUUGUACGAGCAUUUUUGAGAGGCACAAAUUACUCUUCUCCCUGCAAAUUUGCGUGAGAAUAGAAAGAAGCGUGGAUAACGUGAAUCAGAAGCAGUUGGACUUCUUCAUCAAAGGUAGCAUGGCCUUGGAGAAAUCGCCCCAAGUGAAUCCCACCAGAUGGUUGCCGCAAUCGGGCUGGGAAGAUGUUCUUACACUGGCGAGCGAUUUCCCAGACAAAUUCAAGCAGCUGCCAGAAGAAUUGCGGGAUUGCGAGGACGAAUGGAAGCAGUGGUAUGAUUCGGACACGCCAGAAUCGGACAAACUCCCAUGCGAUUAUAACACGCGAUUGACACCCUUUGAGAAACUGAUGCUGAUACGCUGCUUCCGCGUAGAUCGCGUUUACUGUGGCAUCAUUAAUUAUAUUAUCGAUAUCAUGGGUGAACAGUAUAUCACACCGCCUCAUAUGAGUUUCGAUAUGAUUUUCGAGGAGAGUACGCCUACCAUGCCUGUAAUCUUUCUUUUGAGCCUGGGCUCGGAUCCUACUUCGGAGCUGAUGAAGCUGGCCGAUCGAUACGGCUGUGGCGGUGGAAAGUUUAGAUAUCUCUCGCUUGGUCAAAGUCAAAACAAGAUCGCGAUGGAAUUGUUGGAUGUAGCGAUGACGAGAGGUCAGUGGCUGAUGCUCCAGAAUUGCCACCUACUAUUGUCCUUCACAAAAGAUCUAGAGAAGGUCGUGGAAAACAUAGGAAAGCCUCAUCCCGACUUUCGCCUGUGGCUCACCACGGAGCCUAUUCCUAAUUUUCCAAUCGGAAUACUGCAACAAUCACUGAAAGUGGUAACGGAACCACCGAGCGGGUUGAAACUAAACUUGCAAAGCACGUAUUUCAACAUGCGACCACAGACUUUGGAAACUUGUUCCCAUUUUCUUUACAAGCACUUAAUUUACAUUCUAGCCUUCUAUCACGCUGUUAUCCAGGAGAGAAGAAGAUACGGCAAAAUUGGGUGGAAUAUAAAGUAUGAUUUCAACGAAUCAGAUUUUAACGUAUGCACCACCAUUCUGGAUGCUUAUUUAACAAAAGCACUGACAACAAAGGAGUCUAACGUACCGUGGAACAGCCUCAAGUAUUUAAUUGGAGAGGUAAUGUACGGCGGAAGGAUAAUGGACAGCUAUGAUCGUCGCGUCUCUUACACUUACAUGGACGAAUAUUUCGGUGAUUUUCUGUUCGACGAGUUUCAACCGUUCUACUUUUACAAGGAUGCCGUCAGCUAUGUGAUACCUCCGGAAGGAGAUCGCGAUGAUUAUUUGCGAUUCAUCGAGGAGCUUCCUCUCGUGAACACUCCGGAAGUAUUUGGAUUGCAUCCGAAUGCCGAGAUCGGAUAUUUUACGCAAGCGGUCAAAAGAAUGUGGAGGCAUCUCAUUGAACUUCAACCACAAACCGCGAUCAGCAUCACCGGUGUCAGCAAAGAUGAAUUCAUAGAUAACAUAGCGAAAGAGAUCUCAGCCAAGAUGCCCGUACCAUAUGAUAUUAACAAGGUCAAGAGAAAUUUCGGUGUGACCGUAACGCCUACCGCAAUUGUCUUAUUUCAAGAAUUAGAAAGAUUCAACAAAUUAAUAGAAACGAUAACGAGGACAUUGAAUCAACUGAGGAAGGCCAUCGCCGGCGAAAUCGGGAUGGACACUACACUGGAAAACAUUUCCGUGGCACUUUAUAAUGGUACUCUACCCAAAGAAUGGGCCAAAUUCGCGCCGGACACUCGAAAGAAUCUUGCGGGUUGGAUGGACCACUUUCAUAAAAGAAUAGACCAAUAUACUAAUUGGUCUGGUGCGAACGAGCCCGUGGUACUUUGGUUGUCUGGAUUGCACGUGCCAGAAACUUACCUGGCGGCUUUGAUUCAGAUAGCUUGUCGCAAGAACAGCUGGCCUCUUGAUCGUUCCGUCAUUUACACGACGGUAUCGAGCUUCUUCAGACCUGACGAUGUGGAAGAAAGACCCGAUCAGGGAUGUUAUGUGUACGGAUUAUACUUGGAAGGCGCCAGAUGGGACGUCGAGGAGCGUCGUUUGAAAAAAUCGCAUCCGAAAGUUUUGAUAGAGGAGCUGCCAAUAUUAACUAUCAUACCUACUGAGGUUCAUAGACUGAAAUUACAGAAUACGUUUAAAACCCCCGUAUAUACUACAUUAAAUCGACGAAAUGCCCUCGGUGUUGGUUUAGUAUUCGAGGCCGAUUUGACGACUCCGGAACAUAUCUCACAUUGGGUACUUCAGGGUGUUUGUCUUGUGUUAAAUACAGAUUAAAAUAGUGCUUCAGGUCAAUGAUCAAACCCGCAUUCUUCCGUAUCAGGACUUGUUAUGUAUUAAUA
Molecule: messenger RNA, 14707 nt
Organism: Camponotus floridanus (Florida carpenter ant)
Lineage: Eukaryota; Metazoa; Arthropoda; Insecta; Hymenoptera; Formicidae
Gene: Dhc98D
Product: dynein heavy chain 10, axonemal
Exons: 53
Coding region: 15-14642 (4875 amino acids)
Biological process (GO): microtubule-based movement
Cellular component (GO): dynein complex
Molecular function (GO): ATP hydrolysis activity; dynein intermediate chain binding; dynein light intermediate chain binding
Source: RefSeq, a predicted model, not a curated record